AUGGUGGCUGACUCUUCCUCUUUUAUGCAGCACCCACUGUGCCAUGAUAGUGAGAGCUCUGCCUUGAUUCAGUUCAAGCAAAGCUUUUUGAUUGAUGGGCAUGCCUCUGGUGAUCCUUCUGCUUAUCCAAAACUUGCAAUGUGGAAAUCCCAUGGAGAAGGAGAAGGAAGUGAUUGCUGCUCUUGGGAUGGUGUUGAGUGUGACAGGGAGACUGGCCAUGUGAUCGGCCUUCACCUUGCCAGCAGUUGUCUCUAUGGUUCUAUCAACUCCAGCAACACCCUCUUCAGUCUUGCUCAUCUCCGGAGGCUUGACCUCUCUCAUAAUCAUUUCAAUUACUCUGAGAUCCCAUUUGGUGUUGGUCAACUUUCAAGGCUUAGGAGUCUCGAUCUCUCUUAUGCUAGAUUCUCUGGCCAAAUCCCAUCAGAACUCUUAGCACUGUCCAAAUUGGUUUUCCUUGAUCUCUCGGCAAACCCAAUGUUGCAGCUUCAAAAGCCUAGCUUGAGAAAUCUGGUUCAGAACUUUGCCCACUUAAAGAAACUUCGUCUAAGCCAGCUACCAAGCCUAAAGAUUCUUAGUGUGAGUUACAAUCCAGAUCUGAUUGGUUACUUGCCUGAAUUUCAGGAAACCAGUCCGUUAAAAGAGUUGCAUCUUUAUGGUACGAGUUUUUCUGGAGGAAAUUCCUUGAAUGGGACAGUGGAACUUAACAUGUUACUUAAGCUCAAAAACCUCACCAGUUUCCAAUUAUCAGGCAACAGGUUAUCAUUGCUCGGUUACACCAGAACCAAUGUUACUCUCCCUAAAUUUAAGCUUUUAGGAUUGGAUUCAUGCAACUUAACUGAGUUUCCUGAUUUCCUGCGGAACCAAGAUGAAUUGGUGGUGCUCUCCCUUGCCAAUAAUAAAAUUCAUGGUCUAAUUCCAAAGUGGAUUUGGAACAUAAGCCAAGAAAACCUAGGGUCUCUUGACCUUUCUGGAAACCUUUUAACCGGCUUUGACCAACAUCCAGUUGUGCUUCCAUGGUCCAGGUUAAGCAUUUUAAUGCUUGAUUCUAACAUGUUGCAAGGACCACUUCCAAUUCCACCACCGUCAACCAUUGAAUAUUAUUCAGUCUCCAGAAAUAAACUGAUCGGAGAAAUUUCGCCACUUAUUUGCAACAUGAGUUCUCUUAUGUUACUUGAUUUGUCUAGUAACAAUUUGAGUGGCAGGAUUCCCCAAUGUCUGGCCAACUUGAGCAAAUCUCUGUCCGUACUGGAUCUGGGAAGCAACAGCCUUGAUGGCCCCAUUCCUCAAACAUGCACAGUGACAAACAAUUUGAGGGUGAUUGAUUUAGGUGAAAAUCAAUUCCAAGGCCAAAUACCAAGAUCAUUUGCCAAUUGCAUGAUGCUCGAGCACCUUGUUCUCGGAAACAAUCAAAUCGAUGAUAUUUUCCCUUUUUGGCUUGGAGCCCUUCCACAGCUACAAGUUCUUAUUUUGAGAUCCAACAAAUUCCAUGGUGCAAUAGAGAGCUGGCACUCGAAUUUCAGGUUUCCCAAGUUACGCAUCAUCGAUCUCUCUGACAAUAAGUUUAUAGGUGAUUUACCAUCAGACUAUUUCCAAAAUUGGGAUGCCAUGAAACUUACAGAUAUUGCAAACGAUCUUAGGUACAUGCAGGUGCGCCCAGAGUUUGGAAACCUAGGGUAUACAUGGACUGGCCAUUACUUGUACUCAAUGACAAUGACAAAUAAAGGUAUGCAGAGGUUUUAUGAGAAGAUCCCUGAUAUUUUCAUAGCAAUUGAUUUCUCAGGCAACAAUUUCAAAGGACAAAUUCCAACCUCCACUGGGAACCUCAAGGGGCUUCAUUUGCUGAACCUUGGCGACAACAAUCUUACUGGCCAUAUCCCAUCCUCCUUGGGGAACCUACCACAGUUAGAGUCAUUGGAUCUUUCCCAAAACCAACUCUCAGGAGAGAUCCCUUUGCAACUAUCAAGGAUAACAUUCCUUGCAUUCUUCAAUGUGUCUCAUAAUCAUCUGACGGGGCCUAUACCACAAGGAAAUCAAUUUACAACAUUUCCAAAUGCUUCCUUUGAUGGGAACCCGGGAUUGUGUGGAAGUACUUUGUUAAGGGCAUGUGGAAGUUUUGAGGCAUCACCACCAACAUCUUCAUCCUCUAAACAAGGUUCAACUAGUGAAUUUGAUUGGAAAUUUGUACUAAUGGGAUACGGAAGUGGGCUAGUAAUCGGAGUUUCAAUUGGGUACUGCUUGACCUCAUGGAAACAUGAGUGGUUCGUGAAAACCUUUGGAAAGCAACAAAGAAAAUGGACAAGGAAAGAAAAAAGGGGGAACAAAAGCUAA
Molecule: messenger RNA, 2328 nt
Organism: Vitis riparia (riverbank grape)
Lineage: Eukaryota; Viridiplantae; Streptophyta; Magnoliopsida; Vitales; Vitaceae
Product: receptor like protein 27-like
Exons: 3
Coding region: 1-2328 (775 amino acids)
Molecular function (GO): protein binding
Source: RefSeq, a predicted model, not a curated record